AUGUUCUUAAUUCUGAGUCAAGGUAGAGUGAACUAAACAAUACUCCAUUCCACGUCCUGCAUCCUCAAAGCCAGCAGAGGGGGCUACACAAAGGUGUCAACACAAGGUCAAUCCAGACCGGUGGAGCACAGUCCUUUGGGCAGCCGUCUCUUUUCCCUUUACUAUGCGUCAUCUUUGUCUGGUGAUAUUCUCCAUCCACAAUUUGUAUGGUAUCAGAGCGCUUUGACAACCGCCUGUAUUCAGAUGAGAACUUUUUAUAGCCUAGAUACGCCUACUUUUUUCAGUUUUUGUUGUUGUUCGAUAGAAAUAACGCUUUAAAACUCUGGAAAGCACAAACUAUGACAUCCGCUUCAAGCUUAAGAGCACUAGUCUACUGUCCCUUAAACUGUCGACCUUUCUCUUUUGCAGAAUACUGACAAGCUCCUGCGAAGAGAGAUUUUUUUUUGCAACAAAUCUUCCUUGCCUGUUGCGUACUCAAGCCGUCUGGUAACGGUCAUGUCCGAGAGCGAAUGCGUGGUCCUGACGCAACAAGUUUUUUGUUUCAGACUUUGUCCUUCUACACAUCUAACUCUUGAAUGCGGGGGUUCUUUUUUCUCGCAAAUAGGCUUCUGACUUAAACGCCACGCGUUCGUGUAGUUACCUUGACGUUUUAUUAGCAUAUUGAAUUGAAUAGGGAUGGGACAGUACAGGUCACCGUUAUCUCGGCGCACAGUGGAUUAAUUUCAUAGGGACAUUUCAUUAGAGACCUUUUUUUGUCCAGCAAUAUCUGCCCAUUUCGUUUAGGAUUACUUUCUUUAUUUGUAUGGAUAUUUUCACUGAGCCUUGCAGAUAGAGUAUGCAUUCCACAGGAUGGGUGCGAACAAUGGGAAACAGAGUGGGAGUGAAGGGAAAGGCAGUUCCAGUAUUUCCUCCGACCUGAGUUCAAGUACAGAUCAGACAUCGACCAAGGCUCCAAAGAAUGCAGCUACCAGCGAAGACUCGGACCUGAGCAUGAGGACGUUGAGCACGCCCAGCCCGGCGCUCAUCCUGCCAGCGCGUUCCUCAUCGCUCCACCGCACGGUGCUCUUCAACGGCUCCUCCACCUCCUCCUCGUCCUUCACGGCGGAGACGGUUGCCAUGGUACAUGCCCCUCCCACGGGCCUCACCCGCACGUACCAGGGCGCGCGUCACCUCUGCGAUCAGCAAGAGGCGCUCAUCGACAUCCUGCCCGACCACACCUUCCUGCAGAUCUUCACACACCUGCCCACCAACCAGCUGUGCCGCUGUGCCCGCGUCUGCCGCCGCUGGUACAACCUGGCCUGGGACCCGCGCCUCUGGAGGACCGUGCGGCUAACGGGCGACGUGUUGCACGUGGACCGCGCGCUGCGCGUGCUGACCCGGCGGCUGUGCCAGGACACGCCCAACGUGUGCCUGACCCUGGAGACGGUGGUGGUGAAUGGCUGCCGUCGGCUCACUGAUCGCGGGCUGUACACCGUGUCGCAGUGCUGUCCGGAGCUGCGGCGGCUGGAGGUGGCUGGCUGCUACAAUGUGUCCAACGAGGCCGUGUUCGAGGUGGUGUCCCGCUGCCCCAACCUGGAGCAUCUGGAUGUCUCUGGCUGCUCCAAGGUCACAUGCAUCAGUCUGACGCGGGAGGUGUCCCUGAAGCUGUCCCCAAUGCACGGCCAGCAGAUCUCCAUCCGCUACCUGGACAUGACGGACUGCUUCGCGCUGGAGGACGACGGCCUGCACACCAUCGCGGCCCACUGCCCCAUGUUGACGCACCUGUACCUGCGCCGCUGCACUCGGCUGACGGACGAGGGCCUGCGCUGCCUGGUGCUCUACUGCCCGGCCGUGCGCGAGCUCAGCGUCAGCGACUGCCGCUUCGUGAGCGACUUCGGGCUGCGCGAAAUCGCAAAGCUGGAGGACCGACUGCGCUACCUGAGCAUAGCGCACUGCGGGCGCGUCACCGACGUCGGGGUGCGCUACGUGGCCAAGUACUGCUCGCGGCUGCGCUACCUGAACGCGCGGGGUUGCGAGGGCCUGACGGACCAUGGGGUGGAGCACCUGGCCAAGAACUGCCUCAAGCUCAAGUCCCUGGACAUUGGCAAGUGCCCGCUGGUGUCCGACGCCGGGCUGGAGAUGCUGGCGCUCAACAGCUUCAACCUGAAGCGGCUGAGCCUCAAGUCGUGCGAGAGCAUCACGGGCCGCGGGCUGCAGGUGAUCGCCGCCAACUGCUUCGACUUGCAGCUGCUGAACGUGCAGGACUGUGACGUGUCACUAGAAGCGCUGCGCUUUGUGAAGCGCCACUGCAAGCGCUGUGUAAUUGAGCACACAAACCCUGCCUUCUUCUGAGCGCUGAAAGGGAAUAUGUACUGUAUGGGAACAGGGGGCAGUGAGGGAGUGUGAGGACGUGUUCACUCCAUUUGUAGCAGCAUGUCACUGACACCCACCUCCUGCUUGGAAGAGUAGGAGGGUCAGAGACGUGCAAAAUGGCAUUGUCAUUCAGUGUAACGGAUGCCUUCUGCUGACUGUAACUGUAAUAAACAUGUCUCUUUUUAUUUAUUUAUUGUUACAGGCAAUUCAUGAAAGCCUCGGCUGUCAUCCAUUCACUUGAAACAAUUUAAAAAUCAUGUUUUUUUGCAGUUACAGUCGGCGGAAGGUGUCCGUAACACUGAAUGACAAACACGUCUUUGACCCAGGAGGUGAGGUUUUGAUAGGUGCAGGCAAUCUUUUUUUGUAUUUAAUGUGGAUGGAGAGGGAAAUUAAGUGGAAUUUGUAUUUAUGUUUGUGAUACAUUUUUUUUGUAUUCGAUGCCCAUGCAUUUAUAUGUUUUGAGGGACAAAGUGCUUUGAAAAGGGGUUUAGACCAACUGCUCUAUUUGUUAUUCCAGUUUUUUUGAACGAGAGCCACAUACAGUACAUUUGAACACUGGCAGGUACAUACAUGCCACCUUUCAUCUUCUGAGUUUUGGAAAAACUUUCUAGACUGCAUUAGUCUUGUGUCACAGAUCCAUACAGGUAUUGUGCAAAUUAACACUCAUUUAGUGUAAUAUUAAACAGCUCUAAAGACAAUCACACAAGUGCUACCUGAAAUUUAAGUAGUCAAUGAAUGUUUACGUUGGACAUUCAAGUACUAUACUGUAUGUCAGCUAACUCUCACCGUCACGUUUUGUUGUAGCCCAUCUUCAAGGGAAUUUUAAAUGUACCAUUGUCAUUUUAUUACAAUGUCUUGUUCACUUUCACAAUGGUCAAAUCACUAAGCACCUGUUUUUUGGCAGGUGGUUUGUUUUAAAGAGAAUUUGGAAGACUAUGGUGAAAUAAAAUUUAUAUAUAUAAAUAUAUCUAUUACUUUAAAAAUGUAUAGCAUCUCUUUCUUGUGCCCCUUUACAUAUCAAUCUAAUUUCACUGAUUCUUAGUUUUGCCACUGGAAGUACAGCGCAACAGCCACAUAACAUGGUUAAGCAAUGGCUAUAUAUUUUUGGUUUAGCAGUGCAAUAUAUUACUCUAUUACCGAUGUUGUGCAUACAGACAAAAGUAGAGCUAUUAACUGUGCAAAGUGAACAGUCACAUUCUUGCUUCACUGUAUUUACACCCACUGUACCCACUAUGCUAGUAGUUGUGAAAAAAUAUUUUAUUUAUUUAGACUAACCCUUCUUCAUAUGGUAGCCACCCCUGCUUGCAAUAAGAUAAGCCUUUGACGUCCUACACAUAGCCAUUUAUCCCAAGUCUUUAGU
This is a messenger RNA of Engraulis encrasicolus (European anchovy), 3712 nucleotides long. RefSeq names its product F-box and leucine-rich repeat protein 7 (gene fbxl7). The transcript is spliced from 4 exons. NCBI's taxonomy places the organism in Eukaryota, Metazoa, Chordata, Actinopteri, Clupeiformes, Engraulidae. The coding region runs from base 850 to 2331 and encodes 493 amino acids. Gene Ontology annotation, cellular component: cytoplasm. Gene Ontology annotation, molecular function: protein binding. The record is from RefSeq and is a predicted model, not a curated record.